UACGACCUUUGACUGUAAUCACUGUAACUGAAAAACGUUGACAGAGUUUAGGGCCGUUGUCCUACUUGUCAAACUCCAGUCAGUGUGUGACGUCAACCACCGUUGCCAGAUUUACCUUUCACUAUGGCGGCAGUAGUUCAGCCACACGAAAGAAAAUGUGCCGUGUGCACAAAUGACUUCACCACACCAAAGAUUCUGCCCUGUGGUCAUCUCCUGUGUCAAGGAUGUGUCAUUUCCUUGAUUAGCUCUAAACUUGACGCCGGGUGUCCUCUGUGUACAUGUCCUAUAGUAGAGCUUAAAGGUAAUUCACCUCAAAGUGCAGCUGAUGUUGCCGAGGCCCUGCCUACAGACUCUGUGAUGAAGGCGAUAGUAGAAAGUGCUGGCAUGAUGGGGAAGGAUAACAUGUGCACUGUUUGUGAUAACCUCAAAGCUGAAUACAUCUGUAUGCAGUGUUUUGAAAAGAUGUGUGAAUCAUGUAAGAAGAUACACAAGAAGAUGGCAGUGAGCCGUAGUCACGCUGUGGAGAGUGUCAGCACUGUGACACCUGAACGUCUGGCUGCCAGCCGCCCUGCACUGUGUGCUGACCACGGCGACAAACAGGCGGAGUUGUUUUGUGUUGAUCACAACCUUGUCAUCUGCCAGUCCUGUUCUAAGAAACACAGUGGGUGCAAAGAUGUUAAGCCUCUCGAUGAAAAAAUGAAGUCAGCUGAAAAGAUACUCGGGUCAUUGGCAGAGGAAUUGGAGAAAGCAGAAGAAAACCUGAAGCAAGCAAUAUGGAAUUUAUGUGCGCGCCAGCAGAGAGCGGAUGCCACUAAAGACGAAAACAUGGUGAUAGUGGACAGUACAUGUGACCGUCUUCAGAGCAUGGUUGAAGACUGUCGGAAAGAAAUGAAGAACCAAAUCAGUCAUUCUAGUUCGAAAUUCGAGGCUUAUCUGAGUAAUGUCAAGAAGGACUUGAAAAAACGCUUAGGGAAAGUGACGUCACACAAACAUCUCGUGACGCGAGCCACAACAGUCAGACCACGUCCCGCGCUGAUACACGCAGCCCAGACUCUAACAGACAGGGUCAACAGCCUCGACGUCAAUAAUGAGCUGGAAGUCCAGCCUUGGGUGGAUCCAUCGCCAGAAAUAACAAAACACUGUGACGAUGUGGUGAGGCGAAUAACGGCUGAGCUACAGAGCCUGGAACUGCAGCCGACUGGGGUUGAAGCAACACAGGAACCAGUCCUUGUGUUUCACGAAAAUUGUGGGAGAAACAUUCGUCUGCUGAACAGUAACACGACCGCAGAGGUCGUUAAGCCUGGACGUAACUCCGACUGUUUGGUCUUUUCACGAGACGCCAUGGCUGUGAACAUCUUGUAUGAAGUCAGAAUAGACAACAUAAAUACGAAAGGCAAAGGCUGUUUAUACCUUGGUGUGACGAGAAUCCCUCCAGCACAACUCAAUCUACCGGGGUUGUGUUAUGACCUGAAAGAAUCUGUUAUUCUUUGGGAUACUGAUGUCCGCGUGAAUGGUGACAAAGUCAAGUCUAAUGUCACCAAUGCACUAGGAUUUUGUAAAGUCGGGAGUCGUUUUGGACUGAUGGUUGACUCAUCAAACAAUCUUCACUUUUAUGCUGAUGGAGACCACCAGGGUGUUGCAGCAAAAGAUGUCCCGCGGCCCUGCUUCGUCUUCUUUGACCUAUUCAACAAAGUCAUACAGGUGACAGCCCUUCCCACUUCUAGGAUGACUUGAAGCAUAUGUAAGAAUAAAGAGGAGAGAGCGACAAUAAAAAAGAGAUAAUACUUUUAUCGACGACUACACCGACUUCGGCAAUGAUUUUAUUAAUUAAUUGUACUCUGCGCUGCUGUGUGUUAAAAUAUUGAUGUAAAGAACUUACAAAAAAUACAUAAGACAAACUGAUGUAUUGCACUGCACAUUACCUAACCAAAACAAAACAAAACAAUAAUUUACUAACUUCUAGCUCAUCUAGAAAGUGCACAUUUUCUUCAUGUUUAUCUGCAUUUACUUCCUUCAAUUGUCCGACACGCUGGAGCAUGAGACGUCAUGCUACAUUUACUA
This is a messenger RNA of Pomacea canaliculata, 2061 nucleotides long. RefSeq names its product E3 ubiquitin-protein ligase TRIM33-like. Lineage: Eukaryota; Metazoa; Mollusca; Gastropoda; Architaenioglossa; Ampullariidae. The transcript is spliced from 6 exons. The record is from RefSeq and is a predicted model, not a curated record. Bases 124 to 1734 code for a protein of 536 amino acids. Gene Ontology annotation, molecular function: zinc ion binding.